Scaptodrosophila lebanonensis is the source of this 2085-nucleotide messenger RNA. RefSeq lists its product as uncharacterized. The transcript has a single exon. The coding region runs from base 63 to 1901 and encodes 612 amino acids. The record is from RefSeq and is a predicted model, not a curated record. Lineage: Eukaryota; Metazoa; Arthropoda; Insecta; Diptera; Drosophilidae.
AAGGAACUAAACAGAAACGACCCUAACACUGACUCUGAUUUCCAAUAAGAAAUCGUGGUAACAUGAAGUUCCCCACUUGCGGCCGUAAAGACAGCUCCGACCAUGAAUAUGAAUUCAAAGAAACCGUAUCGUGGACCGUGGCAAAGACCGGUUCCGCACAUAAGCAUCACCAUCAUUUAGAAGAGGGUCGACGGUAUUGCGAACUAGACGAAGAAGGCAACUUGCGUUGUCGCAAGCUGACGACAUACGAGACCAAACUGGAGGAGGACAUUGAGAGUUUACAGGAUGCCCUCUUCACAAUGACCUCGCACUAUUCGCGAAUACAGUUUCGUCUGCGGCAGAUAACGAAUUCUACGGGCUCCGAGCGUUGUAAUCUUCUAAGGGAACUGGAACGCAUAACAUGCGAGGGCCUCGAUGGCAGAAUGGGUCUGGAAGAGAUGCCCAGCCUAGAGUGUGACGCUAAGAGUAUGGGGAAUGUACGUCUCAAGCAGCGCAAGAUCAUCAGUCAGCUACGGGGAAAACUAAAGGACCUGGCCACAGAAUCGCAGGGUUGCUUUGAGACGGAUGAGGGUGACGGCUGCUACGGUUUGACGCGUCGCGGCAAAUAUAACGAUAUAAGCAUUCGAAAGGAGGGACAGGAUGGAGGAGAUGAAGCCGAUACGACUGUUACAAUUGACGAGUAUGGAAAUAUGACGCCACCCAGCGGCAAGGGCUGUAUGUGCUGUACGUGUCAGAAGAGAUUGGAGCGCAUGGAGCAAGAUCUCACAGAAGCCCGUCCAUACAAAGAGCCAGUUAAGCGUUAUCUCCCCGAGACCUGGCAAAAAGACAUUCCGGACAAGCAUAAGAAAAAGAAGUCCAAGUCUAAGUCCAGAGCCAAGUCAAAGUCACGUGGUGUUGGCGGAGGUUUCAAAACAGACAAGCUUUGCGGCCGAGACUGCAUUUGUACUAAAGCGAAACCAUCUGUCUCCUCCAUUCCAAAAUCAUCUCACUCCACAGUGCGGGGCUAUCCUACCACAUCUUAUUCAACAGUUCGUAACUCGAAGAGUUCACAUAAUUCAAAAGCUUCUAAUGCCUCAAAGCCAGCAAAUCUAUUUGGAAUUAGUGGCUUUCCCAGACCAUUUAAUUCCUUUCUUCAACAAAAUGCUACUCGGAAUUCGAAUGACAAGAACAGCAAACAGUCCAAGUCUUCCUCCGGCUACUACAGUCCACUACGAACACCUAGUGCCCAUUCUCGCGCCACUCGAGCAAGCAGCCAUUCCCAUAUCGCCCCAGCUGGCAGCCAUUCUCAUGGCACUGGAGUUGGCAGCCAUUCUCAUGGCAGUCGAGCAAGCAGCCGCUCUCAUAUCGCCCGAGCUGGUAGCCAUUCUCAUGGCGCUCGAACUAGCAGCCACGCUCGCUUUGCUCAAGUGAAUAACUAUUCGCGCGGAAAUUUCCAAAAUUCCACAACGAAUGCUAAACAGUGUCCUUGUAGUGCACGUCGUGGCCCUGUUUCGAAUGGUCGUAGUUACGUACCCCAUGGCCGUCUAAUUGCCAAUUCUCUGCAGCCGAGGGACAGCGAUCGUCGAACAUAUAGUCAGGCUUCAAAGACUGGCCUCAAUAGGGUGCCUAAUGCAGAGCGUCAACCACUUGACCAGCCUGGCCAACCGAAUGCUUGUGGAUGCCCGGGUACCUGUAAACCAAACCCUGAUAACGCGCUCCUUCAUGAUCUUAAGUGCCAGUGUUGUGUGUGCAAGAAACGAAUAAAAGAAGAUAACCUUACAGGACUUCAGCGCAGCCAAUCGGAUAUAGGCCCCAUUUAUGGAAACCGUGAAACGAAAUCACAAGCGAAUUUUUUGAUGGAGAGACCACUUAUUGUUGAAAAGGCACCCGAUGUUUCCAAUUCCAGAGAUACGUUGAAGUAAGAUGUCGUAAGACUAAGAUUGAAAUUGUAAUAUUAGUUUAGCUUAAAGCACUUUCAAUUGCGUACAAAACUCAUAUUGAAAGUGUUUUAAACUAGGUUAGGAUUAUGCUUUCAAUGCAUGUAGGAUGUUCAAAAAUACUUAUGUUUUUAAUAAAAGGCAGGAAAUCACUCACCAGUUUGAAGUA